UUGACACAUCCAAUCCCGCGGCCGGUGGCGACACACAAAGAGCGGAUCAGGUUGCUGCCCCAGGCCGGCUUAUCUUCCGCGGGCGACCGAGUAGCGGGCAGACGCGCCUCAUCGGCCGGGACACAGCAACGCGAACCGGGACAAGAUGGCGAGCGAGACGGCCGACGGAAAGAAAGUUACCGGAAAGUUAAUGCUGGCUGUGAGUGCAGCAGUACUUGGUUCUGUGCAGUUUGGUUACAACACCGGGGUUAUCAACGCUCCACAGAAGGUUAUUGAGAACUUCAUUAAUGACACUUGGUUGUACCGUUACAAUGAGCCGAUCAGUAAGUCAUCGCUCACCUCUAUUUGGUCAUUGGCUGUAGCUAUAUUCUCCGUGGGAGGCAUGAUUGGAUCAUUCUCCGUGGGAUUGUUCGUGAAUCGGUUUGGAAGGCGCAACUCCAUGUUGUUGGUAAACAUUCUGGCAUUCCUUGCGGCCGUGCUGAUGGGAUUCUCUAAGGCGGCCAAAUCGUACGAGAUGCUGGUGUUGGGCCGGUUCAUCAUUGGGAUCUACUCCGGCUUGAGCACAGGCUUUGUGCCGAUGUACGUAGGCGAGAUUUCACCCACCGCCCUGCGGGGAGCCCUGGGUACCUUACACCAGCUGGGUGUUGUGUUUGGAAUCCUCGUUGCCCAGGUGAUUGGCAUAGAUGCCUUGCUGGGGAACAAGUCGGGCUGGCCAUUCUUGUUGGGAUUGCUCUUUAUUCCCGCCCUGAUUCAGUGCAUCAUUUUGCCUUUGUGUCCUAAAAGUCCACGUUACCUCCUCAUCAACAAGAACGAAGAGGAAAAGGCAAGGAAUGUCCUGAAGAAGCUUCGCGGAGUGUCAGACGUCACCGCGGACCUGCAGGAGAUGAAAGAGGAGAGCAGGCAGAUGAUGAGGGAGAAGAAAGUGACAAUCCGCGAACUCUUCAUCUCGCCGAUGUACCGUCAGCCGAUCAUCAUCGCCAUCGUCCUCCAACUGUCACAGCAACUCUCAGGAAUCAAUGCCGUAUUUUAUUAUUCCACCAGUAUUUUUGAGAACGCGGGGGUGGCACAGCCAGUUUAUGCCACCAUUGGCUGUGGUGUGGUUAACUUCGCCUUCACAUUAGUGUCGCUGUUCGUAGUGGAGCGUGCGGGGCGUCGGACUCUACAUCUGCUCGGCCUGGGAGGUAUGGCUGUCAGUGCCAUCGUGAUGACCAUCGCCCUUGUCCUCCUGAAACAACUGCCAUGGAUGAGUUACAUCAGCAUCAUCGCCAUCUUUGGCUUCGUGGCCUUCUUCGAGAUCGGGCCGGGGCCCAUCCCCUGGUUCAUUGUCGCUGAGCUCUUCAGCCAAGGCCCAAGGCCGGCUGCCAUCGCCGUGUCUGGUCUGUCCAACUGGACUGCAAACUUCCUCGUUGGCAUGUCCUUCCAGUACGUGGAGCAACUCUGCGGCCCUUAUGUUUUCAUCAUCUUCACCGUGUUACUGGUCUUCUUCAUCGUGUUCACCUACUUCAAGGUCCCCGAGACCAAGGGGCGGACAUUUGACGAGAUUUCCUCCGGAUUCCGCCAGAGGGGCGGGGUCGAGGUCGAGGUCGAUGAUAUUGUUGACUCUCAAGAGAAGGGCGCCCUGGAGGAACUCAACACCCUGGGGGCUGAUUCUCAGGUUUAAUGAGGCACUGAACCACUGAGGGAGACUGGAAGAUGCGGGGAUGUGUAGCCAACACUACUGAGAAAAAUGUAAGGGGAGUGGGGAGGUUGCUGGUCCUGUCAGGAGGCUCCUGUUUAUGUGUAGGAAGCGAGUUCCAAUUUUUCUGGCAGUUCACAUCUCCAAUUUUCAUAAAAUCUUCUGUUGGACAGCAGAACUAACUUUUUGAAUAUCUUGCAGUUUUGACUGACGAAGUUAUCGAUUAAUGUUUCAAAGCUUUCCAUGUAUAGAAUUAAGUAUUUAUAUGUGGGGUAUGUUUAUAGUGUUAAUAGAACAAUAAGUUAUAGUGCUAAUGUAAAUAUAAUGAGGCAGUGGCCCAGUGUAAAUGUACAAACAGUUUUGAAGUUCCUCUAGCUGUAGACUUCGAUUGUAUAUGAAUAGACUUUCUUACUGUACAGCACACAUUUAGAAAACUACUGCAGAUUCACUGGAAGCCCAGAAUAUAUUUUUUAAAAUUGUCAUAAAUUUCCAGUACAUUUGUGUAUUGGAAAUGACAUUAAACAAUCUUGAAUCUUAAAUGCAUUUUCAAGCAAUAUCCCUGAUUCUUAACCAUGUUUCUCUGACUUCCAAUAUGACAAUUUAUGCUAAAUUAGCAGAGGAACAUGAUUGUGAGCAGGAUGAAUAUUUGUCUGCGAGUUCAGACAGCGGUGGCCAAGACGAGGGUGACUGAUAGUCCUUUCCCAAGUGGUGAAUGCAUUUUUCCCCCUUAUUCCCUGGAAACGGUUUAAGCCAUCUUGUGCACCUGGGAAAGGGUGCGCUGUGGGUGGUGUAAAUCCCAAUGUGUAUCAAGUUAUGUCUUGCAGAGACCUCAGCGACACUGUGUAUGUGUGUGAGAUUUGUGAAAGUCUGUUAAUAUUUCACACUUUCUGAAAGGACCAUGAUAUUUUCAUCCCAUGAUAUUUUUAAACGAAGAACACUCCAGUGCCAAUGGUGGCAAAACAAGUGUGUCUGUGUCUCUUUUCAGUUUAAUUUAAACACCGUUCCAUUGUCAAUCCAAAGUAUUAAUCACAUUUGAGGAAUAUGUGGUGCAGUUGGUGCGACUGACAUCCCUCCUGUCUGGGAUCAGCCACUCAUAUUGGCUACUUAAAUAUGAGUUUUAUAGGUCAUCUGAUUCCCAUGGUUUUGAUCCGAUUUCUUUAAGAAGUAACAGUCCUACUCAAUGCAUGAUUUCUGCUGUUCAAAUGUUUUGACCUAAUAUCUGGGCUGGACUCCUCUGCCCUAUCAGGGGCACACAUCCGUCAGACUGGUGUCUCGAGGACACUCCCUCACUCAGUGUCCCACCCUUGAUCAGCAAGGUAGCGCAGUGGUUAGUGCAGCGCUGUUACAGGUCAGGGUGUCAAAGUUCAGAGUUGAAUCCUGGCGUCCUUUAUAAGGAGUUUGUAUGGCCUCUCUGUGGACUGUGUGGGUUUGCUCUGGGUCCUCUGGUUUUCUCCCACUAUCCAAAGAUGUACCAGUUGGUAACUUAAUUGAUCAUUGUAAAUUGUCCCAUGAUUAGGCUAGGGUUAAACUAGGGGUUGUUGGGUGGCACAGGUCGAAAAGCUGAAGGGGCCUGUUUCACGCUGUAUCUCUAAAUAAAAUAUAAAAAGCGUCAUGCCCUGUCCUCUGCACUGUACCCUGCAUCAGUUUGCCCAGAACAGACCUCAAAAGCAUGCCCGAGACCAAUGUGGAUCUCUGCGAGAGCUGAGGUAGCAGGCAGCAUACAGCUUCCCCAUUUACUCGCUUGAACUCUCUGUAACGGGCCGGGAGCUCAAAAAACACCUGGGGCUAGCUUAAACAAAGAACGACUUUUAAAGUUCAGCAGUUUUUAUAGUUAUUUUCAGUGUAAAGAAGGAAAACCAGUAAACUGGAUAAUUACUGCAGAUGGAUUGAUACCUUGAUGGCAGUUUUUGUAUUGUAAGAACAGGUAAAACGAAAUCUUGUUCAGAACAAGUUCUGCAGCCAUUAGGAGAAGGGCGAAGAGACUGAGAUGGUGAUGUGGAUGUCUCCCUCUCAGUUCCGGGACACAUUCUCUUGGUCAGAUUCUGGGGUUUGCACUGUUUGAACUCCAAAUUAUUUUUUGAAGAACAUAUUCAGACACAAAAUAUCUCUCUGGCUGAGUAAGUAACACAUCUUCUUUGGUUGUUUUUAUAAUGCCGUUGUAUCUUAUCUGUAAUUGUUCCUCAGUAGCGAUGAUUGUGUCUACUGGAAACGAUGUAAACCUCGAUGUGUAAAAAUUAAUCUAGCACACUUGUUUAAAAUAGCGUUUGUACACAGAUUUUUUACUUAUUUCUCUGAGAACUCACCUUAGUGACAACUAAGCUGAAAAUUAAAAAAAAACUGAACAAACAUACUUUGUGUUAUUU
Molecule: messenger RNA, 4038 nt
Organism: Mobula hypostoma (lesser devil ray)
Lineage: Eukaryota; Metazoa; Chordata; Chondrichthyes; Myliobatiformes; Myliobatidae
Product: solute carrier family 2, facilitated glucose transporter member 1-like
Exons: 10
Coding region: 146-1660 (504 amino acids)
Biological process (GO): response to insulin; dehydroascorbic acid transport
Cellular component (GO): plasma membrane; basolateral plasma membrane; apical plasma membrane
Molecular function (GO): D-glucose transmembrane transporter activity
Source: RefSeq, a predicted model, not a curated record